Molecule: messenger RNA, 6142 nt
Organism: Haliotis rufescens (red abalone)
Lineage: Eukaryota; Metazoa; Mollusca; Gastropoda; Lepetellida; Haliotidae
Product: protein FAM126B-like
Exons: 12
Coding region: 117-1583 (488 amino acids)
Biological process (GO): phosphatidylinositol phosphate biosynthetic process; protein localization to plasma membrane
Cellular component (GO): plasma membrane
Source: RefSeq, a predicted model, not a curated record
GGCACAAGGACAGUCGAUAGCGGUCAGAUAGGUGUAUCCGAAACGAAAACAACUGUAAACACAAACAUUUGAAGACUGACGGUUGAGGGUUAUGAAGUUUACAGCUCACUAAUAGAAUGUUGGAUAGAGUGGUCAAGGACUGGCUCUCAGAAUACAAGGGCCUGUCAAAAGAGGAAGUCCGGAGUUUUGCAUCGACCAUCAGGCAGAAUGAGGAGUUGGUACAGAGCCUGAAUAAGCUGUUUGAGAGCAAGCCAGCUGUAGAGCACCUGGAUCCAGUGUGUCACCAGCUGUUCGAGUUCUACCGCUCCAAGCAGUCCGACCUGCGCAUCUUCGCCCUGGAAUAUGUCCCCACUCUCAUCUGGCUGUAUCUCAGUUGCCUCAGCCACAAUGACAAGAAGAGCUGCGGAGGAGUUGAAGCCUUCAUUCUCGGGGUCUACAAUCUGGAAAUCGUGCACUCGGAUGGAAAGGCCAAGGUCAUGACAUUCAGGAUCCCAUCCUUUGGGCAACCAUCCGUCUAUCAUGAGCCCAGCAACCUGAGCACACUGACACUGACAGAGAGUGCCCUAUCUCGCUACAACCAGAGCCAGGAGACCUGGAAGAGUGGCCCCUACCCUCAGUAUGAGAGUGUCAACGGCCAGAACAGACACGGCAUUUUGUCAUACAUCAUGUCUGCCUACAACACUCACAUCGUCUCCCUGGCUACCAGAUCACAUCAGUCGCUGUGCAAAAUAGCGUCCAGGUUGGCCGCGACGGGCUUCAGCAACCUGCUGCACCACAGUGAGGCGGACUCGAGUCCCGACAGCCUGUGUGACCGGCGCAAUGGCUUCCAGUCAGAGGUGCUACCCAGGAUCCCCGUCAGUCCUGCCCUGCUGGUGGAGAUGCUGUCUGGAGUCUACUAUGUCAUGUUCAAUGGUCAGGCGAAUGUGGGUAUCCAGUCGGUGGAGGACAUCCACUCCAGGGCCUGCUAUGAGCUCUACUCUGAUGUUCAACUGGUGACAAGUGCAAUUCUCAACUCUCUCAAGUACAACCCAUCAGGCCAGCCGCAGGACGGUCCUAUGGGCAUCAGCAUCGCCCUGUCUUCCUCCUCCUCCACUUCAGGCCUCGCCAAGUCAGCUCUCACUAAUGCUUCAUUCAGAACAAAGAAACUGCCAGAUGACAUUUCUGUGCCAACUGCCAAAGAUGUGAAACUAGAACCCAUUGACGAAGAUGGGGACCAAGGUCAAGGUCUUCCCAAAGGGGCAAGGUCGUCAGGGAAGAAGGCAGCAAAGAAAGGAGACAAGAUACGAGGAAAGGAUGUUCGGAAAGAUUCUGAUGCAAGCACAAAAUCAGCCAUUUUCAAUGGAGAUUCCUCUGAUAGUAUUUCCGUGGCAGUGGUGAAGGGGCAGUCAAAGUCAGUCGUAGACAACCUUGAACUUCAUGCGUUGCCACGGCGAUCAGGUAGCCAUGAUGAUCCCUAUGUCGCAGCAAAUGGUAGUGAUGACAGCUUCCAGUCGGAAAAGAGUCGAAGUUUACCAGCGACAAGCAGAAGCAAGGAUAGCAAGAAUGGUUCUGUUAAUCAGGAGAACUUCAGUACUGAUUUAUGAUAAUUCUUUAAAUGAACAUGGUGCAUUUCAUCAGGUCUUUUAACCCUUCAAUAUUAACUCUUUCUACAACUUUAUAUCUUUACCCGAGACACUUCACACUAAAUCAUUUUUAUAUAGUUUAUAAGUUGAUGCAUGUCCAGAUGAUCAUUGUGUAGCAGUGAGUAAGUUUAAAGUUUUAGUGUUAAGUUUUAGUAAGUCAUACUGUGUAAAGCCUAUUUAAACAGGUAUGCCCAAAAUGAGUGAGUGAUUAUUGUAACGUCACAUCGGUAAUCUUGCAGCCAUUCAAGACGAAGUGACGCAAGUCGAAAACAGUGCUGAGUUAAUAUGGGAUUCACUCAGCUGCCAGUAUUAAUGUACGAACAAAUGGUAGAGUUAAAAGGCCUUAUUGAAAUGUUGCUCGUAAAUGUCUUUAUGAUUUCAUUCUCCAGUGUACAUAGUGAGCAUGAAUGAACUUCUUUUAAUUUGUUACAUGUUCAUUGCUUAACCAUGCUUUUAUAGUAUGCAAAUACCCUCUUUAAGAUCACCAAUGGUUUAUAUCAUGAAAUUCCUGUUACGAAUUAUAUUUGUUGCUAUCAUAACCAACAUGUUUUCGCUUGGUGCCAUUCAAUGAUACACAGUAAAGUAUGUUUAUAAUGAACACGUUUAUAACGAACUGAUCGAUACUUAUUUCUUAGUCCAGGCCAUUUGCUGUAUAUAUGCUUAGAACGAACUACAGUUAUUAUGAACUCAAAUAAGUGGUCCCUUUGAGUUCUUUUUAACCGUAGUUUACUGUAUAUGCCUACUGUUAUCAAUAUAGAACAAGCAUGGACACAGGUAGAAAUGAUGAGGUGUUAAGCUGUGGAAUUGUGAGCUUACGUGUGAUGAAAGUGACAGCCUUGAAACGUUCAUUGACAGUGCAGUCUUGGGCAUAUUCUUGAAAUAUUAACACUGAUAAAUGUAUCCAGUAGAAUGGUUGAAAUGCAUGUACGACAAGCUUCGAAUUUUGGGAUAUUUCUUUCUUUCAUUUUUGUGAGUUUAGCUUAUGUGCAUCUUGAAUAGCAUGUUUUACCCAGCACAGUAAGUGCAUAAAUACUGUGUUAAUGUCUCUUAUGAUUUCUGAUCUCAUAUCAGCCAAAUUCUGUGUUUGUCAGUGUGACAUACUGUUCUGUGGAAUCUAUACAGGGGAGGUAACUAUCUUAAUCAGGGGAGGUUACUCUAUCCUACUCUGCCAUAUUGUAAUUUCUUGAAGUUUUGUGUUUAUGUUCCAUGACUGGUCGUGGGGUCUGUUUUUAAUUGAGGUAAUCUUGUUGAUUUGUUUGUAAUUGUGGAUUGUUGGUUGUGUAUGUCAGGUUUUGUUAUGUUUGUCAAUACGUGUUCUCCGUUAUCCCAUUCCAGCUGGGGCGGUCGGGUAGCCUAGUGGUUAAGGCGUUCGCUCGUCACGCCGAAGACCCGGGUUCGAAUCCCGACAUGGGUACAAUGUGUGAAGCCCAUUUCUGGUGUCCCCCGCCGUGAUAUUGCUGGAAUAUUGCUAAAAGCGGCGUAAAACCAAACUCACUCACUCACCCAUUCCAGCUCUUCUGAAGUCUUCAUUCCAGAUCUGUCAGUUCUUGUUUUAAUGUUAAUAUUUUUGUACAACAUGCUUACUUUAAGAUGUGAGAUAAAAAGGACAGCACUUUGUUUUACAUUCAAGAAGUAGUAUAUAUAUUUUGGAAGAAAGUGACACAUUUUAGUUGAAGAUUAAGAAUAAGUACAAUUUUGCCAUUUAUGAAAUGUGAUUCUUUUCUCCAGAAUCCUGAAAUGGUAAACAGAUGCAACAUGAUAUCAAACACAACACGUUAUUCUGCAUCAACUCAAGAUUCCCUGUACUCGUAUUGACUUCAACCAACAUGGAAAUGGUUUUUUUAAAACAGAUGGUUAUAGUUCACAGUCAUUUACCUUUUAUAUCCAGCUUUCAAAAUGUUUCUGCUGUGUCUCUGCAAAUCAGUGGAUGUGGCUUGUGUCACGACUUGUUUCAUUGUUUUAAUGUCCUCGUUUAUUAUUUUAUUUUGUCAUUAAUUGACAACUCCAGUAUAUCAACAAUGCUCCAUAUCUAAGGCAUGCAUAACUGUAUAGGUGUAAAUAUGUGAAUAUCUAUUCUCUUAAAGCCAUAAGUAUAUCUGUGUCAUAAUGUGUCAAGCUUUCCAUGCUGUAGUCCUGCACUUCCCAGUCAAGCAUGUAUUGUUUGUGAUUGUGUUUUAUUUUGACAGGUAAUUACAAUGAAGCAUGUUCCAUGUGUAGAUAAAACACAAACGCCUAAUGAUAUUAACCUUAUUAAUAAAUCAAGCAGCCCUUAUUGUGAAAUAUUUUUACUGAUGUUUUUUAAUUCAUUUGAAAAAGUACUCCUUAUUACAUGUCUAAUCUGUUUAGUUGGAUUGAACAGGUGUGUGCUUAAAUAUUAACACAAGGAUUAUUUGUUCAUGUAAGAAAGUUAGUGUUGAUGUAAAUUUCAUUAUUUCUGAGGAAGUUCAUUUUGUCAGUCCUAUUUAGCUACAAAAUUACAUCAGUGGGCAAAUAUAGACUUUCCACCAUAAAUACCAUACUCUAUGGCUGCUUUAAAUAUAUUCAUGGGAAAAACAUUGUUGAAUAUAAUCUGGGUCAAUACUUGGAUAAUCUUUACUUUUGUGGAUAGGCAACAAACACAAUCCUUGCAUUGUAUUCACAUUUGACAAAUCUGACAAAUAAUUAAUUUGUAGUGGUUUGAUCUGUGGUAUAUGCAAUGGGACAUUGGGAUUAUAUCGUUGUACUUGCAUGUUGCGUCACUAGAAGAACUGAAGCCUCAAACCUACGUAUUUUAAGAUUGAUGUGCCAUGCCAUGAAAAUCGUUUUAAUCGACAUUUAGAUGAGAGAACACAGUGAUGAGAAAACCCAUGCUGUAACCCCAUUGUAGACUACCAUCUAGUCUCUGAAAAGAACAUAUCUUACAGUGAAGAGGACAGAUGUUGAAAAUUUAUAAAAAAUUAGAAGUGUAGUUCUCAGCAUAAACAGGAAUUUAUGGCAAUGAUGUAAUAGAGGUAGGGUAUACACAAGAAUUAUACAGUUUUUAAAUUAUCUUAAUACAAAUAUAAUAAAAAGGAGCCCAGAGACUCUCUUCAUUUUGAGAUGUAGUCUAGACUUGCCAAACAUUAUAGACUUGCAUGGGCUAUUUUGGAUAUAUUUGUUUCAGGGUCUGUAUGAUAGGCUAACCCUAUAGGUAAUUUGAAGCAAUGAUUGUCAUGAAUAUUGCCCACUUAAAGUUGUUGAUUUUCAAAUCAGUAUUUGUCAUAGGUUUGUAUUUACGCUUAUGGUACAGAUUAAAAAUGUUAUGAUAGAGAUAAUUCCACUUGUGAAGUUAUACAUGCAGACCACUCUUGUACUUGUGGGACAAGCUGAAUAAUGACUCAAGUCCUUUCAUAUUAGCCUUUAAAUGGCAGGGUCCUAACACAGCGCAAGCAUAAUAUUCAGUAUGUGACUUGUGACAAUCAGUUUAGUAAAUCUUUAGAUAGUAAUUAUUGUUUCUAGGUAUAUAUUCUUUUAUUGAUGCUUUAUAUAUAUAUAUUAUUGUCAUAUACACAUUCUGAUGUGAUUCUUGUACAUUUAUCAUGUUUUCACAAAUGACACUUAUCAAUAGAGGAAACCAGUCUUUGUUCAAGGACAGAAGUGAGGGGUGACAAAUAUACUACUCAAGCAAAGUAAAGGAUCACCUGUUCUUUAUAUUUCUAUAAUUAGUCUGUUCUGGCAUGACAGGUUAACUAGUCAUAUAAAAAGGGGCAGUCGGGUGGCCUAAUGGUUACAGCGUUCGCUCGUCACACUGAAGACCUGGGUUCGAUUCCCGACAUGGGUACAAUAUGUGAAGCCCAUUUCUGGUGUCCCCCGCCGAAUAUUGCUAAAAGCGACGUAAAGCCAAACUCACUCACUCACUCAUAUGAAAAAAUCGGGUGGUCCUUAACAUAUUUUGGGUAGUAUAUGUGCACCUUUGUACAUAGUUAUUGGAAGUUGUUAUAAUGAGGGACACCUGUAUGUGUACCAGUAGUAGGGUUAUGGUGAGGAGGCAAAGGGUAGGUUUGACAGAUCAUGAAAGACAUAUUGUAGACACAAUUUACUAUUUGUAUAUAACCAUAGAAUUACAUCUACAUUUUGUUCUCUGAUUUAAGUUAACCCCUUGUAUCAUUCAUUAUGAGUGUUGUUAUUUGGUAUAAAAUCAUUGUUGUUGAACAGUUUAAAGAACAAAUGACAUAUACAAAGUCCGGAGCGUACCGUUGACCUGUUGUUACUCUGUAUAUAUCCAGCCUCGCCACCUUGAACACUGAGACCAGUCUCUGCCUCUACGAUGUCACUAUGUCUCUCCUAAUACUUGCGCCGGUUACUGAGCCGUUCAGCAUUUUCCAUUUUUCUCCAGAACUGUUUUCUAUUGUCACCAAUUUUGGCACACAACAAGAGUAUCAAAUGAAGGAUUUUUGUCCAUCUUCCCAAGGUAAGGGUGUUAAUGACUAUAAAAAGUCCAGUUUCCACCCUUGCCGAACUAUGCUGGAAUUCCGGAGCUCUAUGCAUAGUCCAAUCAAAAU